This is a messenger RNA of Aethalodelphis obliquidens (Pacific white-sided dolphin), 1963 nucleotides long. Its product is annotated as O-acyltransferase like protein-like. Lineage: Eukaryota; Metazoa; Chordata; Mammalia; Artiodactyla; Delphinidae. The record is from RefSeq and is a predicted model, not a curated record. Gene Ontology annotation, molecular function: acyltransferase activity, transferring groups other than amino-acyl groups.
AUGGAAAUAGACAACCUGGCACGGCGUAGUGACAGGCUGGGAUUUCUAGGAGCCAUGGACCGUGCUCUGAAAUGCUUUUCUUGGCAGAAGAAUGUGCCGGCCCUCUGGACCACAGAGAUGCCAGGAAGCACGUGCUCUGCCCUGAACGGCCUCUGAUAAUUGAGCUUCCUUGUCGUGUCUGGGCACGCCGGUCAGAUGACCGCAUGGCUGUCUUUGGAUAAUGUGCUUGAAUGGAAAGCCAGAGUCCUUAAAACUCCAUUGUACCUUGAUUCUCGGAGUGGCCCAUUCUAUCUCGGCGUCGACACCUUUUUCCUGAUCAGUGGCUGGUUAAGUGCAAGGUCCUUUUUAAAGAUGCAUUGGAAUUCAGACAAAGGAAUAACCCCUAAAAUCAUACUCAGAUACUUUCUCAGUUGCCUUACAAAGUUGCAGCCUCUUCACCUGUAUUCAGCGUGCUUUUCGGUUAGAUUGUUCUCCCUUGUGCCCUGGAGACCCGUCUGGGAAGUGCCCGAGUUCCACCUGGAGAACGGCCAGCAAGCGUGGUGGCCGAAUUUGCUGUUGCUAGAUAACUUCCUGUCGGUCCAGGAUGCGUGCAACGGCUGGACGUGGUAUCUUGCCAAUGACUUUCAGUUCCAUCUCGUGACCCCGGUGAUCGUCUUCAUCCACGGAAAAAAUCAACACACCCUUGUCCUCCUCGGGGCCACGCUGUUCUUGGCAUCUUUCACCGCCUCGCUGCUCACACUGGCUUAUAACCUUCCGGUAGCAGCUCCGUCAGAAGCAAGCCAGGUGACCGAGAAGGAGGCUGGCCCCUGUGUAGCCCAGCGGUUCUCAACUCCAGACGCAAAUGAGAGUCACCUGGGGAGAUUUGAAAUCCCACUGAUGCUUCCAGCAAGCACCAUCCUGGACCAGUGGAGUCAGAAUCUCCGGGGGUGUGACCCAAGCAACCGAAUUCUGGACAGGUGCAGCCCAGGUACAGGCUGUGUGCCGGGGCCGCUCACAUUUGUGUGGCUGCCCUGGCAUACACGGUGGGUGACGCGUCCGCCGCCUCUUCAGUUGCUGCUGCCGUCACCAGGCCCUCCACCGGCCCCCGUGGGCUGGGUAUUGUUCGCGCGUCAGGAGGGCUACGGAAGUCUGGUGCACCGGCUGCUUUCCUGGGAUAGCUGGAGCUUCCUGGCCAGCACGAGCUACGCUUGCUACUUGGCGCACCUCUUCAUCAUCCUCUACAAUGGGCUUCAGGAGAUGCUUAUUCACUACACCGACAUCAACAUGUUCUGUCUUUUCUCUGGACACUGUUUGCCGACCUUCAUCACUGGGCUGGCCCUGACGCUGUUCAUUGAGAAACCAUGUCAGGAACUGAAGUGGUGCCUGCUGGGAUCAGUGCCUGCAGGGCCGUGAGCUUCCUGUAAAACCCGAAAGAGUGGAUGGCCCUUUGUGGGUGCUGAUGAGUAAAGGCAAGUGUGGUCUUGUUUAUGUAACGAAGGCUUGUGUUCCCAAAAAGGAGUGUGAAUCUGAUUUUUGUGAAUGUUUAAGGUAUACAAGUUCUUUAAUAUAUAAAACAGUUCCGAGUGUUUACUAUAUAAAAGAGCUCUGCGUUAAUCUGUUUAGUAGCACAAUAAUUGCCCUCCAAUGUAACUUUUUAGCAAAAAAAUCUGUAUUUUGGGGGUCUCAUACUGCAUGUAUUUUCUAUAUCCGUGAUCAUAGGAGAACAUCAAAUGUAGUGAAUUUAAUGUACUUCAGGUUUUAAUGCUCACUUUUCUUGGUAAAAUCACAGUAUGUCGUUUUGUACAUUAUAAUUGUUUUUGUGUUAUUAUGAUACCUCAUAACUUUAUCCUGGAUGGUAUGACCCACUAGUGUGCACAGUUCAUGGGUUUGUCAUUAUAGGUGUUUCAAACCUUGUUCAUUUUACAAGGUGGUCUAUUUUUGUUUUUUUGUUUGUUUUUGCUUUUGUUUUGUUUUGUUUUUUGGC